Rotaria socialis is the source of this 267-nucleotide messenger RNA. Lineage: Eukaryota; Metazoa; Rotifera; Eurotatoria; Philodinida; Philodinidae. The record is from the annotation of a GenBank genome assembly.
AUGCAGCGGUACGAAUCAAAAGGAAGUAUAACAUCAGUGACCUCAUCGUCUCGAGGUGGGGAAAAAAAUUCCAUCAACACAUAUGAUUCGAUGAAUUUUCCUUAUCUUUUCCAAUUGGCGAAACAAUUAUUGUGUACACUAGCGACUAGUGUGCCUUCAGAAUCAGCAUUUUCUAUGUCAGCGUAUCUUGCUCGAAAAGAACGAGCAAGACUAUCUGGAGAUAAUCUUGCUGCAACUAUUUUUCUAAAAGACAAACUUGUUGAUUGA